Molecule: messenger RNA, 5656 nt
Organism: Rhea pennata
Lineage: Eukaryota; Metazoa; Chordata; Aves; Rheiformes; Rheidae
Gene: ARHGAP23
Product: Rho GTPase activating protein 23
Exons: 24
Coding region: 279-4502 (1407 amino acids)
Biological process (GO): signal transduction
Molecular function (GO): protein binding
Source: RefSeq, a predicted model, not a curated record
AUGGCAUCGCCUUCUGCCUGGUCGGAAUCCCGCCGCCCAGCCCCGCGCCGACGCCGGGCCGGGGAGAUGGGGCCUCGCCGAACGACCACGCGCCCCCCGAGGAGCCCUUCGCCUGGGCGGGCCCGAAAACGGUGGCGCUGCGGAAGAGCUCGCAGGGGGGCUUCGGCUUCACCCUCCGCCACUUCAUCGUCUACCCGCCCGAGUCGGCGGUGCACUCCUCCGGCAAGGAGGAGGAGAACGGCAACCGAGCGGGUCCCCCCCGGGGCCGCCUGGAGCCCAUGGACACCAUCUUCGUGAAGAACGUGCGGGAAGCCGGGCCGGCGCACCAGGCCGGGCUGCGCACAGGAGACCGGCUGGUCAGGGUGAACGGGGAGAGCGUCGUGGGGAAAACCUACUCGCAGGUCAUCGCCCUCAUCCAGAACAGUGACGACGUGCUGGAGCUCUCCAUCAUGCCCAAGGACGAGGACGUCCUCCAGCUGGCCUAUUCGCAGGACGCCUACCUGCAGGGCGGCGAGCCGUACUCCGGCGGCGCCCAGAGCAUCCCCGAGCCGCCUCCCGUGUGCUACCCGCGCAAGACGUACCCCUUCCAGGCGCGGGAGACCGCGGCCGCCGAGCCCCCCCGGGGCCAGCCGGCGGACGCCCCGACCUGCCGGCCGCCCUCCUCGGACCCCUCGUCGCCGCCGCGCGCCGCCGGCGCCCGCAGCGAGGCCGCCCGGGAGCCGGCCGGCGGCCGCAGCCCCGCGCCCCGCGCCGCCGCCGAGCUGCCGCCCGGAGCCGUGCCCCGCGGCCGGCUCGCCUCCGGCCCCCGCGCCUGCCCCGGCUCCUCGGCGUCCUCCCCGCCCGACCGCUACGGCAUCCCGGCCCCGGAGCACCGGACUCGCUGCGGCGCGCCGGAGGGCGGCCGCCCGGCGCCCAGCCGGCAGGAGUGCCAGCAGGCUCUGUGCCGCUGGUUUUGCAGCCGGGAAGCGCGGCGGAGCGCCUCGGAGGAGCGCCGGCACGCCAUGCCGCCCCGCUCCCGCAGCGUCUCCCACGACCGCCUGGGCGGCCCGGCGCCGGCACCCCGGGGCUGGCCCCACAGCGCCUCGCACGACACCCUGCUGCCGCUCCCCGGGCAAGGCUGGGCGCACCGGGCCCGCUCCGACGACCACCUGGGCGCCCGCGGGCGCUCCGCCGAGGCGCCGGAGCCCGGCACCCCCCGCUCUGCCUGGCCGCCGGAGAAGCUCUGCCGUGCCGUGCCGGCGGCCGGAGGACGUGCCGGCCAGCAAAGCUACGCGCCCUCCUCCUCCUCCUCUUCCUCGUCCCGCGAGCCGCCCGCCGCCGUGCAGAAACACCCCUCGCAGCCCAACCUGCGGAGCGCGGACGACGCCGGCUACAUCGGCUACCGGAGCUACAGCCCCUCGUUCCAGCGGCGCACGGGGCUGCUGCACGCGCUCUCCUUCAGGGACCCCCACUUCGGCGGCCUCCCCACCUUCAGCAUCCCGCAGCGGCCGGGGCCCAGCGCCGCGCCGGGCCCGGCCGGGGGGGCCCCCGCGCGCCCCGGCCCCCCGCCCGCCCAGGCCGCCGCGGAGCGGGCGAAGGCGGAGAGCGGCGCCCGGGCGCCGGAGCCGCCGGCCGAGCCGCGCCGCGCCGACGUGGUGCUCCGGCAGAAGCCGCCCACGGGGCGCAAGGUGCCGCCUCCGCUGCGGCAGAUGAACUUUGUCUUCCCCGAUGACGCCAAGGAGACGGACAUUUGCGACCCACCGGCCGGCGGCGAAGGGCAGAGGCCGGCGGCCGAGCGGCCCGGCCGGCGCGUGGCCCCCUUGGCAGCCCCGGAGGACUCCCUGGCCUCCAUCCCCUUCAUCGACGAACCCACCAGCCCCAGCAUCGACCUGAAGGCCAAGCACGUGCCCGCCUCCUCGGUGGUCUCCAGCGCCAUGAGCUCGGCGCCCGCCGUCACCGCCAGCCCUUCCUCGCCCACCUUCGCCUUCGCCCUGAGCCGGCACUACUCCCAGGACUGCAGCAGCAUCAAGGCCAGCCGCCGCUCUUCCUACCUCCUGGCCAUCACGACCGAGCGCUCCAAGUCAUGCGACGAUGGGCUGAACACGUUUCGGGACGAGGGGAAGAUCCUAAGGAGGAUGCCGAGCCGUGUCCCCAGCCUCCGGAUGCUGAGGAGCUUCUUCACCGAUGGGUCUCUGGACAGCCUCGGUACGUCCGAAGACACCCGAUCCAAAAGGCACUCAACGUCCGACCUGUCGGACGUCACGUUCAGCGACGUGCGCAGGGAGGGCUGGCUCCACUACAAGCAGAUCCUCACCAAAAAGGGGAAGAAAGUUGGCGGAGGCAUCCGGCAGUGGAAGCGCGUCUUCGCCGUUCUGCGCACCCACUCGCUUUACCUGUGCAAGGACAGGCGGGAGGCGGUGACCUGCGCCCCACCACCCCCAGGUGAGGAGGAGCAGCCGAUCAGCAUCCGAGCGUGCCUGGUGGACAUUUCCUACAGCGAGACCAAGAGGAAGCACGUCUUCCGGCUGACGACCGCUGACUUCUGUGAAUAUCUCUUUCAGGCAGAGGAUCGGGAAGACAUGCUGGCCUGGAUCAAAGUCAUCAGGGAGCACAGCAAGGCCGAGGGCGAGGACCCCGGCUUUGCCAGCCAGGCGCUUAUCAACAAGAAGUUAAACGACUACCGGAAAGUGAGCCCGUCCGGCGCGAAGGCCGACGCGUCGCCCAAGGGCUCUCGCGGGCUGGGGAUCAGAGCCGAGUUCCUGAAGCCGACGGGAACCAGCGCGCCCCGGUCCCCGCGGCAGGACGCAGGCGUCGCCAAAGAUGAGAGCAGCUCCCAAAAAGCCCCUUGGGGCAUCAACAUCAUGAAGAAGAACAAGAAAUCUGCCCCGCGCGCCUUCGGCGUGCGGCUGGAGGACUGCCAGCCCGCCGCGGACAACAAGAACGUCCCCCUCAUCGUCGAAGCCUGCUGCAAGGUGGUGGAGGACAGAGGCCUGGAGUACAUGGGCAUCUACCGGGUGCCCGGGAACAACGCCGUGGUGUCCAGCCUCCAGGAGCAGCUCAACAAGGGCUCCGCCGAGAUCAACCUGCAGGACGAGCGGUGGCAGGAUCUCAACGUCAUUAGCAGCCUGCUGAAAUCCUUCUUCCGAAAGCUCCCCGAGCCGCUCUUCACCGACGAUAAGUACAACGACUUCAUCGAGGCCAACCGGAUCGAGGACGCCAGCGAGAGGAUGAGGACCUUGCGGAAACUGAUCCGGGACCUGCCAGGUCACUACUACGAGACGCUCAAGUUCCUGGUGGGCCACCUGAAGACCAUCGCGGACCACUCGGAGAAGAACAAGAUGGAGCCCCGAAACCUGGCGCUGGUGUUCGGCCCCACGCUGGUGCGGACCUCCGAGGACAACAUGACCGACAUGGUGACGCACAUGCCCGACCGCUACAAGAUCGUGGAGACCCUCAUCCAGCACUCGGACUGGUUCUUCAGCGACAAGGAGGACAAGGGCGAGAAGACCCCCGUAGAGGAGAAGGAGGCUCAGUCCGUGCCCAACAUCGAGUACCUGCUGCCCAACAUCGGCAGGACCGCGGCGCCCGGCGAUGCCUCAGACUUGACCCUCGGCGUCUCCGCUAAGCCGAAGGGCGCGCGGCCGCCGCGGAGGGAGCCGCGCCGGCGGGAGCUGCUCGCCAUCCCCUUCAUCUCGGCGGCCAACCGCAAGAGGAAGAAGCGGCGGGAGGCCGAGUGCUUCGGGAGCAGCACGGACGACGACUCGGAGCACAGGGACGCCGGGAGCCGGGAGCAGGAGGGCGAGCGGAGCCCGGCCGCCGGCGCCUGGCCCGCGGCACCCGGCCCCGAGCGCCAGAGCUGCCCGGAGGCCGGGAGCGCCGGGGCCGAGCCGGCGCCGGACGCCCGCUCCAUCGUGUCGGGCUACUCCACGCUGUCCACCCUGGACCGCAGCCUGUGCUCGGAGGCGCGGUCGGUGGCCGAGAGCCGGGGCGAGGAGGCGGACGACGAGCGCAGCGAGUUCAGCCACGUGGAGACGGACACGGAGAGCCCGCGGGCGGCGGGCGCCGCGGAGCCGCCGGAGCCGCCGCCGGGGCGUCCCUCCUUCAGCUCCCGCCGCCUGGUGCAGUGCGACACGCUGGCCCGCAGGAAGCCGGCGCGGCCCCGGCCCCAGGCCGAGCCGCGGCCCCUGCUGCGGGAGCAGCUGCGCCUGCGGCUCCGCGCCGCGGCCGACGACGCCGGCGUCCGCCUGCGCCGGGCCCCCUCGCCCGAGACCCGCCGCAAGAAGAGCGGCUGGCGCCGGCACACCGUGCUCGUGCCCGGCGGCCUCAAGGACCUCAACUUGAACGAGUGGAAGGAGCAGUGGGGCCGGGGCCCGGCGGCGCCGCCGGCACAGCGCCGGGCCGACCAGGACUCGGGGCUCAGCAGCCUGGAGUCCACCAAAGCCCGGCCCGCGGCCGAGCCGCCGGGCGCCCGCAGCCCCCCGGGCAGCCCCGGCGCUUCCCGGCGCUUGCAGCAGCCUCUGUGACCGCCGCGGGCUCCUGGCGGCGGGGACGGCCGGGCAGCGGUUAAUUUAAGGACUCGUUUGCUCUUGUAUUUAAUUGUGCUCCAGACAAGCUGCUUCUAUUUAACGGUUCCCCUCGCGCCGAGUCUCCGCGGCCCCCGGCGCGGCGCGGCGCGGCCCCGGCGCUCUCCGAGCUGGCGGGGACGGCUCGGGCGGAGGGGCAAAGCCACCACGUCCCGCUCGCCGUGGGGGACACGCGGGGUCCCCCGAGGGGCCCGAGCCCCCUGCCCCGGGGCCACGCGCAGCAGCCCCAUCCCCGGCGCCGCGUCCCGGGAAGCGCCGGGAUCCCGCGGCUCUGCCAGGCUGCCGAGGGGUCCGCGGCCGAGCCGGCUGGGCGCCUUGCAGCCGGCGGCUGCCCCAGGCCCCCCCCCCGCCCCGGGCACCGUCCCCGGCGCUGGGCGGCGCGGAGCGCGGGCGCUUCCCGGGCACCGCCGUGCCCUUGCGCUCGCCCCCGGCUCCGGCAGCACCAGCUCCCCCCCCCCCCGGCCCCUUCCAGCUAGAAAUGUCUCCGCUCGCGUUUCUAACACCCGGCCCGGCUCCUGGGGCUCUUCCUCCCCCCUCCCCUCCCCUUCUCACCCGUGUUUGGCAACGUCGACCCUAAAGGCGGCGCGGGGAGGCUGGCGGCAGCCCCCAGCGCCGGGCACCGCGCGGGGCCCCCGCCGCGGCCGCCCCCCCAGCGGGGUCCCGAGGGGUCGCAAGUACAAGUCACUGUUACUCAGUUACGCGUUGGUCUCAUGUUAUGCAAAUAUUUGCUGUAAAGUUCCCCCCUCCCCGCCCUUCUUCUUCUUUUCUUUUUUUUUUUUUUUGUAAAUAUUGUCUCUAAAUGUGUAACAUACUACAAAGGAUUUAUAUGGAUUUUUUAAGAAGUUUUGCUCAGCCGAAAGACCAGCCGCGACCACACGAAGUGCUGGACCAGUGUUGACUUUUUAAACCCUUCUGCAUGUGUAUUUCCCCCUUGAUGUGUUGUAAGAGUCGGACGUGUAUCCGGUAUAUGCAAAACUGCCAAAAAAAAACGAAAAAAAAUUCCCCCCCCCCCAACAAAAAUGCCCUGCUUUGGAAACUGUCCUCCCACAAGUCCUGGUCUAUAUAUUGGAAAUAAAGUGGUUAUCUGAGGAGAA